Molecule: messenger RNA, 1988 nt
Organism: Anguilla anguilla (European eel)
Lineage: Eukaryota; Metazoa; Chordata; Actinopteri; Anguilliformes; Anguillidae
Product: cAMP-dependent protein kinase catalytic subunit alpha
Exons: 10
Coding region: 576-1631 (351 amino acids)
Biological process (GO): peptidyl-serine phosphorylation
Cellular component (GO): cAMP-dependent protein kinase complex; nucleus
Molecular function (GO): protein kinase A regulatory subunit binding; cAMP-dependent protein kinase activity; ATP binding
Source: RefSeq, a predicted model, not a curated record
UGCGUGGAGGCGGAUUCUUCGUAAGGCUGGAGUUCCUUCAGCCCUGAGUCUGAGGAUUAAUGGGGGGGCUGCUGAUUUGGGCAAUUUGUAAUCGGUACUGGAUUCAGACAGGGCAUCGGAACCGGGGUUGGGACAGGAAGGGGGUGUGACCAGUUUGGAGCAGCGGUCACAAGAAGCAGCCCGAACAGGGUUCUAGUUCUCGAAAAAAGCGGAGAGCCGAGGGGGCCUCGGCGGGGGCUGCGAGGAGGGACAGGCUAGGAUAGGAGAUCCGGACCGGGUUCAGCGCACUGGACUCGUCCCGGAAAGCAGGAUAGCCGCAGAGAGGUAGCGGGAGAAAGCAAGCUAGCUAGCGAGCUCGCUAGCUGGCUAACACCCGAAGUAUUGGCCUGUUUUUUUCCAUAACAAUUUAGGAAAAACUAACUAACAUUAGCGAGUGGGAAAUAAAACUAAACGAAUUUAAGUUAGCAGCAACGAUUAGUUUCAAGAUCACCCCCAGAAACCUCGGACCAGAAAGACCCCCGAAGAGGACGACAGGGUGAUCCGAGUUCAAGGGAUCCCCUUCCCGGCCUGCAAUCAUGGGCAACGCGCCCACCGCUAAGAAAGGCAGCGAGAUGGAGAGUGUGAAGGAGUUCCUCGCAAAAGCCAAAGAGGACUUCCUGAAGAAGUGGGAGAACCCAGCACAGAACACAGCGUCUCUGGACCAGUUUGAGCGGCUAAAGACCCUGGGAACCGGCUCUUUCGGUCGCGUCAUGCUGGUCAAGCACAAAGAGAGCGGUCAGCACUACGCCAUGAAAAUCCUCGACAAACAGAAGGUAGUGAAGCUGAAACAGAUCGAGCACACGCUGAACGAGAAGCGCAUCCUGCAGGCGGUCAGCUUCCCUUUCCUGGUCCGGGUGGAGCACUCCUUCAAGGACAACACUAACCUGUAUAUGGUGAUGGAGUAUGUCCCCGGAGGCGAGAUGUUCUCACAUCUACGGAGAAUCGGCAGGUUCAGUGAGCCCCACGCCCGUUUCUACGCUGCUCAGAUUGUGUUGACCUUUGAGUACCUGCACUCUCUGGACCUCAUCUAUCGAGACCUGAAGCCUGAGAACCUGCUCAUCGACCAGCAGGGCUACAUACAGGUAACAGAUUUUGGGUUUGCCAAGCGAGUGAAGGGUAGGACCUGGACGCUGUGUGGCACUCCGGAAUACCUAGCCCCCGAAAUCAUCCUGAGCAAGGGUUACAACAAAGCGGUGGAUUGGUGGGCCUUGGGCGUGCUCAUAUACGAGAUGGCGGCGGGGUACCCCCCCUUCUUCGCCGACCAGCCUAUUCAGAUCUACGAGAAGAUCGUCUCUGGGAAGGUACGGUUCCCCUCCCACUUCAGCUCGGACCUGAAGGACCUCCUGAGGAACCUGCUGCAGGUGGACCUGACCAAGCGCUUCGGGAACCUGAAGAACGGGGUCAACGACAUCAAGGGCCACAAGUGGUUCUCCACCACGGACUGGAUCGCCAUCUACCAGAGGAAGGUGGAGGCUCCCUUCAUCCCUAAGUGCAAAGGUCCCGGUGACACCAGCAACUUUGACGACUACGAGGAAGAGGAAAUCCGGGUCUCCUUCACCGAGAAGUGUGCCAAGGAGUUCGCCGAAUUCUGAACCCAGCAGGAGAGAGAGAGAGAGUGAGAGAGAGAGAGGGAAGGAAGGAAGGAAGGAAGGAGAGUGAGAGAGAGAGAGAGAGAUAAGAGAGGGUGUGAUGAGCUCGGUCUGCCAAUCCCAUCCGGCAGCAAUGCAGAUCAACCAUUAAGGGAGGAGGAGGACCUGAAGGAGAGGGGGGGAGACUUCCGAGUGAAGAUGGCACUGUUGCUUUUUCUGUCUCUCGCACGUUUCUUAUUUAUUUUACCACCCCCCCCCCCCCCCCUUCCCCGCCUCGUGUUUAUAGAGCGGUAUGGGGGAUUACUCUGACCUUUCACAUCCUUUUUUAUGGUGGGCAUGGGUAGGGGUGGGGUGGUGGGG